Penaeus chinensis is the source of this 930-nucleotide messenger RNA. RefSeq names its product astacin-like metalloendopeptidase. The record is from RefSeq and is a predicted model, not a curated record. Gene Ontology annotation, molecular function: zinc ion binding; metalloendopeptidase activity. Bases 193 to 816 code for a protein of 207 amino acids. The transcript has a single exon. Gene Ontology annotation, biological process: proteolysis. NCBI's taxonomy places the organism in Eukaryota, Metazoa, Arthropoda, Malacostraca, Decapoda, Penaeidae.
UUCGCUACUUCCGACUAAGAAACCCUGCACAUCCUUGGCCCUUUUAAGCACUGGGACAAGUUCACCAUGUUGCUCGCUUGGCUAAGGUAGCUGGUCUUCCUGUUGAACCUCGACGCGAUCAUUUUCGACGCGUAGGUGCAGCCGUGGCCCACGCGCGAGGUCCCCUACGUGAUCGACGCCGCCUUCACGCCCAUGCAGCAACUUCGGAUCCGUCGGGCCAUGGACGCCAUCGAGCGCCACACCUGCGUCAGGUUCAGCCCCCUCAGCGCUCAGGCCACGUUUCUGUCGGUGCUUUCCAACCAGGAACAUCUAUGCUGGUCCUCCCACGGAUUCCCACAGAAAAAAAAGUCCAUCACGACCUUGGAUGCCAGAGGGUGCUUCCUCCACGGCACCCUGGUGCACGAGCUGCUGCACGCCAUCGGCCUGCUCCACAUGCACCAGCGCUCCGACAGGAACGACCACGUGCACAUCUACAAGGAGAACAUCAAGAGGGACGAAAUCAUGAGCUUCGUGAGACUGUACUCCGAGACGUAUGGCCUCCCGUACGACCUCAGCUCCGUCAUGCACUACCGAAACCAGACAUCAUAUACCAGCAAGACCGCUUUCACCAUGCUGCCGCGGGGCCCCGGGGGGAAAAACAUGGGCCAGCGGGUCGACCUCUCGCCCGGGGACGUCGCCUGGGUGAACCGUAUGUACGGCUGCAGCUGCCACUACCUGGGCGACGACCUGCCCGGUGCCACGCCCUACGAAAGCUGGCUCAGUGCCACGACCAUUAAGAGCCACCACCUCGCCCCCAUCGACGCCUCCAAGUGCUAGUGAGUGCAAAGACGACCGCUUCCCGAAGCCGAAACUGUGAUUGCCGCAUCUAUGUCUUUUUUCCGCCUGCGACUCCUCUUCUCGAGGAGCUGUAACUCAUAAACUAAUAAAGGA